This is a messenger RNA of Suncus etruscus (white-toothed pygmy shrew), 3826 nucleotides long. RefSeq names its product SR-related CTD associated factor 4 (gene SCAF4). The record is from RefSeq and is a predicted model, not a curated record. Gene Ontology annotation, cellular component: nucleus. Lineage: Eukaryota; Metazoa; Chordata; Mammalia; Eulipotyphla; Soricidae. The transcript is spliced from 20 exons. Gene Ontology annotation, biological process: negative regulation of termination of RNA polymerase II transcription, poly(A)-coupled. The coding region runs from base 19 to 3483 and encodes 1154 amino acids. Gene Ontology annotation, molecular function: RNA polymerase II C-terminal domain phosphoserine binding; RNA binding.
CGCCGCCUCCGCGCGAACAUGGACGCCGUCAACGCCUUCAACCAGGAGCUCUUUUCACUCAUGGAUAUGAAACCUCCCAUCUCUCGAGCCAAGAUGAUACUUAUAACAAAAGCUGCUAUUAAGGCUAUUAAGCUUUAUAAGCAUGUAGUUCAAAUAGUAGAGAAGUUCAUCAAAAAGUGUAAGCCUGAAUAUAAAGUUCCAGGAUUAUAUGUAAUUGACUCAAUUGUACGACAGUCUCGUCAUCAAUUUGGAACUGAUAAAGAUGUUUUUGGGCCAAGAUUCUCUAAAAAUAUAACCGCCACAUUCCAAUAUUUGUAUCUUUGUCCAUCUGAAGAUAAGAGUAAAAUAGUUCGUGUGCUAAACCUCUGGCAGAAAAAUGGAGUAUUCAAAAUUGAAAUUAUUCAGCCUCUUUUGGACAUGGCAGCAGGAACCAGUAAUGCUGCCCCAGUAGCAGAAAAUGUGACUAAUAAUGAAGGUUCACCGCCACCUCCAGUUAAAGUUUCUUCUGACGUCCCACAAACCACUACGAACUCUAUAGCAGCAGUACCACAGCUGCCCAGUUCUGAUGCUUUUGCUGCUGUAGCUCAACUGUUUCAGUCAACACAAAGCCAACAGCUUCAGCAGAUCCUUCAGACUUUUCAGCAGCCUCCAAAACCACAGUCUCCUGCUAUUGACAAUGCUGUGAUGGCUCAGGUUCAGGCAAUGACAGCUCAGUUGAAGACAGCUCCUGCACAAACACCAGACCAGAAGGCUGCUCUCCCUGCUCCUGAACAGAAAACCACCUUUGACAAGAAGCUACUUGAUAGGUUUGAUUAUGAUGAUGAGCCAGAAGCUAUGGAAGAGUCCAAGAAAGAAGAUGCUGCUGCCAGCACUGCGCCUGUUGCUACUGGGCCUCCUGUUCUGGCGACUGCUAUGCCUGCUGCUGCCACAGCACCUGCCACUUCUCCUCCACAGGCACCAUAUGGGUUUCCUGGAGAUGGCAUGCAGCAACCAGCAUAUGCACAGCCGCAAGCUAUGGAUCAUUUUCAGCCUCGAAUGAUGCCGGUACAGCAGGAUCCAGUACACCAUCAGGUAUGGGAAGUGGUUCCUCCUAAUGGACAGAUGCCAGGGUUUGGCCUUCUUGCAGCACCUCCAUUUCCUACCAUGGCCCAGCCUGUGAUUCCCCCUCCACCUGUGCAACCACCUUUCCAGGCUUCUUUUCAAGCACAGAAUGAACCACUUACGCAGAAGGCACAUCAGGAAAUGGAAGUGGAACAACCUUGCAUCCAAGAGGUUAAGCGACAUAUAUCUGAUAAUAGAAAGUCAAGAUCUAGGUCAGCAUCGAGGUCACCAAAAAGGAGGCGGUCCCGAUCAGGUUCUAGAUCACGAAGGUCUCGACAUCGACGUUCUAGAUCUCGAUCCAGGGAUAGACGCAGACAUUCUCCUAGAUCUCGAUCCCAAGAAAGACGGGAUCGAGAAAAAGAAAGAGAACGCCGACAGAAAGGCCUUCCUCAAAUCAAACCAGAAACUGCUAGUGUGUGUAGCACUACACUUUGGGUGGGACAGCUGGACAAAAGGACUACCCAACAGGACGUUGCCAGUCUAUUGGAAGAGUUCGGUCCAAUUGAAUCAAUUAAUAUGAUUCCUCCCAGAGGUUGUGCCUAUAUUGUUAUGGUUCAUAGGCAAGAUGCCUAUCGUGCCCUGCAGAAAUUGAGCCGAGGAAAUUAUAAAGUGAACCAGAAAUCUAUAAAGAUUGCCUGGGCCUUAAACAAAGGAAUCAAGGCAGAUUAUAAGCAGUAUUGGGAUGUAGAACUUGGUGUUACUUAUGUUCCAUGGGACAAAGUCAAGCCUGAAGAACUGGAGAGCUUUUGUGAAGGAGGAAUUUUAGACAGUGAUACACUUAAUCCAGAUUGGAAAGGAAUUUCCAAGAAACCCGAAAAUGAGGUUGCUCAGAAUGGAGGAGCAGAACCCUCGCACACUGAACCAGUAUCACCUAUCCCUAAACCUUUACCUGUGCCUGUCCCUCCUAUCCCAGUUCCUGCACCUAUAACAGUCCCUCCUCCACAGGUCCCACCACAUCAGCCAGGCCCACCUGUCGUUGGUGCUCUCCAACCACCAGCUUUCACGCCUCCAAUGGGAAUUCCCCCUCCUGGCUUUGGCCCUGGUGUCCCUCCGCCACCGCCCCCUCCACCAUUUUUGCGUCCAGGAUUCAAUCCAAUGCAUUUGCCACCAGGUUUUCUUCCUCCUGGACCCCCACCUCCUAUAACUCCACCAGUAUCCAUUCCUCCUCCUCACACUCCUCCAAUAAGCAUCCCAAACUCCACUAUCGCUGGUAUAAAUGAAGACACUACAAAAGACUUAUCUAUUGGAAAUCCCAUUCCAACAGUGGUAUCUGGGGCUAGAGGAAAUGCCGAAUCUGGUGACAGUGCGAAAAUGUAUGGUUCUGCUGCGCCACCUGCUGCACCCACGAAUCUGCCCACCCCGCCUGUAACCCAGCCUGUUUCGCUUCUUGGUACUCAAGGAGUUGGACCUGGACCCGGACCCGGACCCGGACCUGGACCUGGACCCGUCGUUGGAAUCCAGGCCCCAUCUACCGGUCUUCUCGGUGCACGGCCUGGCCUCAUCCCACUCCAGCGCCCUCCGGGAAUGCCUCCCCCUCACCUACAGCGCUUCCCUAUGAUGCCACCUCGGCCCAUGCCACCACACAUGAUGCAUCGAGGUCCACCUCCGGGUCCUGGGGGCUUCGGCAUGCCUCCCCCUCAUGGAAUGAAAGGGCCCUUCCCACCCCAUGGCCCUUUCGUCAGACCCGGUGGCAUGCCGGGGCUCGGAGGCCCAGGGCCCGGUCCUGGUGGUCCUGAAGACAGGGACGGCCGGCAGCCACCACCUCAACAGCAGCAGCAGCCGCCACCACCACAGCCACAACAGCCGCCACCAACUCAGCAACCACCAACGCAGCAGCCACAGCAACAACAGCAGCAGCAGCCGCCGCCACCACCACCACAAGGAUUUCGAAAUGAAGGCAGGCAGCAAUUCAGUGCAGGGAGAGACCAGGAGAGGUUCGGCCGCAGAUCAUUCGGGAAUCGGGUGGAGAACGACCGUGACCGGUAUGGGAACCGGAAUGAUGACCGAGAGAACAGCACGCGUGACCGGAGAGAAUGGGGAAGGCGGACCCCCGACCGGGACAGGCACAGAGACUUGGAGGACAGGAACAGACGCUGUAGCAGCCACCGAGACCGAGAAAGAGAUUCGAGAGAUCGAGAGUCUCGUAGAGAGAAGGAGGAGAACCGAGGGAAGGAAAAGUCAGAGGUGACAGACAGGGCAGCUGCUAACAAAACCCUCGAGCCUCCUCCUCGCCCAGCAGGCCCUGUCGACCCUAUCCCUGAACUGGCCAAGGGGGAGGCCGAGGCGGCGGGUGUCAAGCCCACCGAAGAGCCUCCUGUUGCGGCUACCUCCUCCAUUGAUCCCGAGAAGGAUUCCAGUUCCGUAGCUGAAGCUCCACGCUAGGGACUGGGAUUUGUGGAGGGGAGAGUUUGACGUGUACAGAUGCUGUAUGAUAUUUGCUCCUGCGAUACCACAGCCCCACUGUAGCUGGUGGGGAAUUGUAAGCAAUUUGAUUGCUUCCCUUCUAUUUAAAAAUAGCCAGAAAAAAUAACAAAAAAUACUGAAAAGAUGAAUAAAUAUUACCCUUUUUUUGCUGUAACUUUUUAAAAGUUUUGACUUUUAAAAGUUUACAAAUCGUAAUUAGAAGUGCUCUCUAUUUUUUUUUUUUUAAUUUAAGACAAGGUAACGGUGAAAGCUCCUCAAAAACAAUAGGGAUGUUUUUAAUAAACUCUAUUUUCGUAACAAA